CUCGAGGUCGAGUCCAAAUAAGUAUAGACCUUAUGUAUUGCAAGAUCAUGAAAUUUUGAACAGAUUAAAAUACCAGAUGAGGUAAAAGAGAUGCUGACACCAUUUAAUGAGUUUUACGGAAUUAGUGCAAGUGUUUCUCUGUCUUCUCGAUUUGAUGCAAUGUUUGAAGUGCACCCUGCUCAUACAACAUUUGAAUCCCUUAAGAAAUGGCGAGAUGACAGCAUAGACCUUUUCAAGAGGUUCAUUGGCCUGAAGGCAUAUAAAGAUGCUCUAAUUGCAUUGCCCAAAAUGUUCGAAGCUGUACAACAGGUCCAUGGAAUCCCGUUUGGAUCAUACUUUGAGGUACAUGCCAACAUGAGGGGAAACUCUGCAGAGGAAGUAGCUGAGCGCGUAUUGAGCCGAAAUUCCUUAUCAGGGUUGCAGGGGCCCGCAGUAAGUCCAGUAUUUUGCAAACGGAAUGGCCAAGUAACUGCAGAUUACUAUGCAAUAGUCAUAUGUGUACCGAAGAAGGCAUUUAUGAGUCUGUGCAGCAGCUGCGGGAGGUGAGAUUCAUGUACCAUAUAUCAUUAUAUUCUUGUAAAAGAUAUAAAGCCACACACAUGCACUCUUUUUAUAAUUUGGCAAAGAUUCCACCCUUUUAAUCCUUCUUGUCCCAAAUUAUUUGUCAUUUUAGGAAAUUUCUAAAAUUUCACACAAGGAAAAGGACUAAUCUACUCUGCUUUUUAAUAUCUUUUAGGUCUCUUCGUCAUUGAUAUAUGUUAUUUCUACAUAUAAGCAUCUCAAAUCAUGUGGCAUCAAUCAAAAAAAUAAUAUACAAUGUAUGUU
Cuscuta campestris is the source of this 825-nucleotide messenger RNA. NCBI's taxonomy places the organism in Eukaryota, Viridiplantae, Streptophyta, Magnoliopsida, Solanales, Convolvulaceae. The record is from the annotation of a GenBank genome assembly.